Messenger RNA from Neoarthrinium moseri, 1101 nucleotides. RefSeq lists its product as uncharacterized. The record is from RefSeq and is a predicted model, not a curated record. The transcript is spliced from 3 exons. Lineage: Eukaryota; Fungi; Ascomycota; Sordariomycetes; Amphisphaeriales; Apiosporaceae. The coding region runs from base 1 to 1101 and encodes 366 amino acids.
AUGGCUGGUCGGAUCAGGCAGCCCAUCGACACUGCGGCUUUGGAAAGAUACAUCGACAACAAUGUCCCAGAGAUCAAAACACCACUGGAGGUGAAGCAAUUUGGUUUUGGGCAGUCCAAUCCAACAUACCAACUGACCUCUGUGUCCACCGGCCAGCGAUAUGUGAUGCGCAAGAAGCCUCCAGGGAAACUGCUGUCAAAGACGGCACACCAGGUGGAACGCGAGUAUCGUAUAAUCGCUGCUCUUGGACCCACUGAUGUUCCCGUGCCCAAGGCGUACUGUCUUUGCCAGGAUGAAUCUGUAAUAGGAACCCCAUUCUACAUCAUGGAAUUCCUUGACGGGCGCAUCUUUGAGGACCAUGCCAUGGCCGGUGUUUCCGCUGAGGAGCGGACGGCGCUUUGGAAGGAUGCAGUCCGUACCUUGGCGAAGUUUCACAGGGUUGACUACAAGAAGCUAGGACUUACAGACUUUGGUAGGAGCAGUGGGUUCUAUGACCGACAACUUGCAACAUGGAAGCGCAUUUGUGCUGUGCAAGAAAAGGCGGUAGAUGCCGACACCAAAGAGCCCGUUGGCCAAAUACCACAUUUUGACAAGUUGCAUGCCUUUUUUGCCAACAAGAGCUUGCAACCCAAGGACAGGGGGACCCUUGUUCAUGGUGAUUACAAGAUAGACAACAUGGUAUUCCACAAAACAGAGCCGCGAGUCAUUGGGAUCCUGGAUUGGGAGAUGAGCACGAUUGGGCAUCCCCUGUCUGAUGUUGUCAACCUGGCGUACCCCUAUUUCACAGCUGGCUUGAGUCCGCUGUCGAAUGCUGCUUUCAUACCAGGUGUAACACCUGGACUUCCUAGUUCGGACGAGAUCCUAGGCUGGUACAACGAAGUGGCUGGCUGGGAUCCCAAACCCGAGAUGAACUGGGCCGUCGCGUUCGGCGUAUUCAGGUCCGCAGCUAUUCUACAAGGCAUUGCUGCCAGGGUGGCGCAGCGACAGGCCACCAGCGAACAAGCGAAGAAAUACGCGGACGCAUUCAAGCCGUCUGGGGAGAAGGCCUGUGAGUUGAUUCAGCAGCAAAGCACAUGGGCUCAGAGUGAACCCAAGCUAUAA